AUGACUCUUUCUGCGGGCCGCUGGAUUUUUCUGCUCUCCCUGGCAGUUGUGAUGAUCUUCUCGACGUCAGGAGGUAAAACUGAACGCUUGAUCAAAUCCUGCUUUUAAAGAUGUGUGAGGGGACAGCAGCUUUUCUAGAAACAAAAUAAUAAUGCUUGUAAUAAAUAAUGAGCCUAGCAAAAUUUUGAGGGAUACUUUAUCCAAGUUUGCAAAUAUUUAUUUAAGUUAUAUCUUCUCGGUGAUGUCUUGCUGAAAAGUGAUUGUUUCUUCUCCUUGUAUUAGGGUCAGCAGCCGCCUCUAUUGAUCUGGUAGCUGAGACCUGCUGCUACAACACCUCCGCCAUAAAGAUCCCAAAAAUCAAAGCGUGCUACGAACAGGUGCCACGAAGGGACUGCAACCGUCAUGCCUACCUGUAAGUAUAGCAUGCCUAAAAUCAGGUUAUCAGCUGGUGAGGUUAUCCUAAAGAUUUGAGCUCCACUUGGUCGUAUUUGGUGUCAGGAGAUAAAAAUGUCUGAUUGUUUUGUUUCCGUUUUCAGGGUUGUAAGCAAAAGAGGGAAAACAUGGUGCAUCAGCGACAACGCUCCGUGGCUUGUGAACCUGAUAGAGAAGGUGAGCUAUGAAACAACACGUUUAUUAUAUUGUGAUUCAUUUUUUUUAGCAUGGAGAAUUUAGCAUGACAGCUGACUUCUAAACCCAACCUGUGAAAUAAGAUGUCUCAGGGAUUAAACACAUCAAAUUACAGUUUAAAGUGGUGAAAUAAUAACCAGUAUACUCCUUACUUUUGUAUUUUAUCUGCAGUUAUUUAUAGGCUCAUUUGUUUCCUACAAGAGUAAAUAAACAUAAGAGCCACAUACAGACAGUAUAAAAGCAGGUGCACCGGUGUGGUAGACAUUUACAGUUGUCUUAUAAAUAUGGCGUCUCAUUUUGAUUUCAGGGAGUUCUGGGGUUUAACUUGCAUAGUAGUACAUCUACCAUCCAACACUUUUAUGUAGUUUAAUUAAACAAAGGUAAAAGGACUUACCCACACUGAAUCAUGUGUGGAGCUGUCAGAAAGUUGCCCUCUGGCGACAUCUAGUGGUUAGUUUGAGUCAUAGAAGAAACCUGAAAUGAACAAAUCACAGAGUCAAUUGACGUCUAACUGCACUUCUCUGUCUUCUCUCUGCAGGGAAAAGUGAACUGCACUCAAGUUUAGUCCAACAAUCCCGGAAGUUUGAUGUGCCACGACCUGAAACAUCCCUGUGAAACUGCUACCUGAAGCAUAUUCUGAUAUUUACUAUUUAUUCCUUUUACACAAAUAUCUAUUUAAAAAUAAAGUUAUUUUUGUAUUGAAUUUAUUUAUAACCUUAAUCUGGAUUUUAAGAUGUUAUUUUGUUAAGAACCAAAAAUAAAUCAUGUCUGCAUGAUGGCUGAGACUUGUUCCUUUUCAUGUGUCCUGUCUGGUUUUAAAAAAGAUUUCUGUGACUGACUCAUGCUGUAACCAGACUGAGUAGUUUUAAAAAUCAGGGGCAAAUGAUAAAAAAAUAACCUCAAGCACUUUGAUUCAUUAAACUAAAGAAAGAAGGAAUAAUGGAUUCAAAAAGGUUUUAGUCUAAAGUCACCAUUUACAGACCCAAAUAAAGAAAAAGUUUCACUUAAAGCUGUUAAACGCAACCCCAACAGUUGAUUUCAUCACAACUGUCACCUCUGAUAGGACAAGAAACCAAUCACAACAACUCAGUGGCCAAUCAGAUCUCAGGGGUGGCCACAGCACACCUUGCUGCAGCUUUUUAAAGUCCAGCGGUGUAGAAGACAGAGCUCAUCUCUUCUCUGACUUCAUUACAAAUUUGUGCCUCCAAAAAGAAGCGCUGUUUUAACCUCUGAGUGCAAAUAAUUUCAAGUGUUGCAGCCACCACAUGAUGCAUUCAAUGACCAUGGAAAAUGCACGUUACCCCUGGCAGUGUUUGGUGCUUUGAUUUAAGUAACAACCUCAGUCAUAUUAUAACAGAGCAACAUUUUACAGCUGAUUUACAUAAUGUAAGGUGUUUAAUGUUUAAGAUGAAACAAUUAUUUUCUAUUAACUAAAAAUUAUAAAAGUGAAAAAGCCACUUUAAGAAAACUCACGGCUAAGCAGAGGGUCACUGAGAUGUUGAAUUAUGAAACACAAUCAGCAUGUUUUGGUUUCAAACAUUUCUGUCUUCAAAUAGGAUGUUGGCAUAAUUUAAAGUAUCAAAGUGUUUUUAAUUUUCCACAAAGUUACCCUCUGGUAUAAGAACAACAAACCUGAUCUUCAAACUCCACUUUCUUCUUUGUGGUGUGUGUCUUUCUAGGAACCAUACUCCCACAGUUCCUCUUUUGGUGUGAAGCUGCAGUUUAUAAGAUGCCACCUACCUGGUUCACUUUCUCUCGAACAGUCAGAGACAGGGACGCCACUUUCAACUGAGGUCCAGAGUCAGGUUUGCUGCUGUCCAGCAUUCGAGGAUGAGGAUGCCACUUUCUGCAGGACACUGGAUCUGUCUGCUUACUCUGGCUGCAGUGACAAUCUCUGCUGGACUAAGAGGUAAACAGAUAAAUAAACAGAUUUUAAUAGACUAUUGUUGCUGCUAGUUCAAUCAAAAUAAUGUCUCUGCAAGACUCUAGGUAGUUCAGUCUGUUUUUGCUCCUUUUUUAUGACGUUAACUACUCAGCUUUAAAAGAAUUUUUACCCAAAAAGUGACAAAUAUACACAUAAUGGUGAAGGAUAACUACUCUGGUGUUUGUACAUAUGAGCUACGAGAAAAAAUGAAAAUAACAGAAACAAAAUAACACUGUAGGACUCUUCUUUACGACCUGGAUGUAAACAAGCACAAAUAACAGAUGGUUUUCUCAUUGAACUUGUAUACUAACACUCAGCAAGAGCAAUGCAUGACCAGCACAGACAUGUGGACGUCAACCGGCAAAGACAACCAAAAGCUGGUGGUGCUACCUGCAGUCUUAGUAAUCUUGUGUUGAGCUGUGUUGCAUAAAUUGUAUUAAUUUUUGGCUGUUUACCAAUCUUUCUAACCUUGAGCCUUUCAUUAUAACCAUAUUGUUAUGGUUAUGAAUAGAAGGUCACAAUGAGAGGAAAAGGAAAAGGGAGUAUAGUCCCUGUAAAGAGAGAUGGCAAGGCGGUUCAAAAAGCAGAACUGUGGAAAAACACUGACGGAGAGGUUGAGACAAUAACUACAAAGUUCCUGGUUCUACUUUAGACCAGACUGGGACUUUAAUUCAGUCACUUUAACCUUUUUUUUUUUUUUGCAAGUCAUCUCACUUUUUUCCUGUAAUUAUCCAAAACAGGAUGAAUCUCCUUCUGAAAAAUGAUUUCAAAGUUAGACUCUGUUCUUAUUUGUUGAGAUAUCAUUCAAAGAAAUGAACAAAGGAAGUGUGUGAGAUUUGGGGAGCGUACAAACUGCUCCGUUUUGUUUUGAUGAGGACAGUCGCAUGAAAUACAGUCGUAUGUUGGUUAUUCAGCAGCAGAUAUUGGAAGGUCCAACUUGAAUCAGAACAUCAGAAACUCCACCCUGAUUCUUCAAACUUGGUAACAUCACCAAAAUUAACUCUGUGUCUGGAAAAAGUCAAUCAUGUUUCCAUCUCUUUUAGUCCUCCAGCAUGAACGUAAAAAUCUUAAUGCUCAACAAUAAUGCCUCUCUCUUCAUGCAUGUGUUUGUUUGUUGCAGUGCGUACCUUUGUAGGUGAACCCUGCUGUUAUGAGGCUGGCCCUUGGAUAGGUGAAGCAAUCAUGAAGUGCAUCAAACAGACACCCACAAAACAGUGCAAAUCCAAGAACUACGCGUAAGUACAGCAUGAUUUAACCAAGCGUACUCAGUCUAAAAUGUCAUUUGAUCAGCUAAAGCAAACAAAAACACACAUGUAUCAACAAGAGUUCAGUAUGUUACUUAUAACCUGUCUAAGAAUUUUGAGGAGAAAACUGCUCACUAGAGACAAGAAACAGCCUGAUGAGGAUAAGGAAAUUAAAUUGUCUGGUUAUUUUUUUUACUUUCUUCUUGCUCCCAGGGUCAAAGUUAAGAAUGGAAAAUGGUACUGCAUCUCAUCGGACUCAAAGUGGAUGAAACGUCAGGUGACAUCGGUAGGAAUCAAUCUUUCAUUCUUCAUCCUCGAUUCGAAAAUAUUUAAAAUGCUGUAAACUGUGAAUAAAAUCAUUAUUUUAUGGAUUAUGAACCAUUUUAUCUUUUUAUUCAAUAGUAAAAAGGGGAAAGACAACAUUUAACACAAUUAAAAACAGCUGGGACAGGGGCAUUUUAACCACUGUGCUGUAUUUUAACAACACUCUAUUAACAUCUGAGAACCCAGGAGCCCAGUUUCUAAAGUUCUGAGAGGGAACUGUUGUCUCAUUCCUGUCUGAUACGUGUUUUUAGCUUCUCGACAGUUCAGUUGAGCAGUUUCCACUUCAGUUUAUCAGCAGGACUCUUCCACUGCAGAGCCGUGCUGUUGUAAUCCCUGCAGAAUGUGGUUUGUCAAAUAUAAAGAAGUCUUUGUUUGGAUGGCUGCAGAUGCUGCUCCUAAACCUGCUGCUGUAUUAAAAAAAAAAACAAGUGUAGAGAAUUGAAGAAACAUCAUCUCUUUCUCUCUCUGUUCUUCACAGGGUAAAGUGAUCUGCAAACCUGGACUUAAGCAUAAAACUGUGAAGCAACAACAAGAAUGAAGCUGCAGAGGACAACUCAGCUGAUGAAAUCCUCCUGGCUUUUUAGGUUACAUUUGUGUUUAGUUUAGUUUUUCAGUCUAAUUCUCUGAAGCCUUGAUCUUUGUGUUGAAUGCUUUUUGAAAUAAACAAAUCUGGUCUUUAUUUUUUAUAGUGGCACUGUAUGGAUGGGUAUUUCAGUGUGACCAAAAGUUAAUGUACUCCAUUGAAGUGUUUUGGCUCUGUGACUGAAAUUUUAGUUAGAUUUUGUCUUUUUAACUGACUGUAAUUCCAAACAAUUGAGUUAUGGAUCUUUGGUUCUUUCUUUUUCUUGACAUGAAGUGUGCUAAAUAAACAAACAUGUAAGAAUGCAUAUUGUCUAUACCUCAGUUUUUUUUGUCUGACUUACACAACAGCUGCAAUGCAAAAAUGUCUUCCUCAAAUAAAAACAAGUUUUAAACUAAUCAAAUCAUUUGAAAA
Molecule: messenger RNA, 5113 nt
Organism: Xyrichtys novacula (pearly razorfish)
Lineage: Eukaryota; Metazoa; Chordata; Actinopteri; Labriformes; Labridae
Source: the annotation of a GenBank genome assembly